AGAAAAAAUAAUUUUACAAAAUCCUUAAAUUACAUAUAAUUUAUUUCGUUGAUUUUCUUCAUUUCUCAGUUCUUAUUGGCUUUGUGUUUUUAGUUUCAUUUGCUUUAGUUUUUUCUUAGAAAAUAUAAACAAAAUAAAAACAUUAACUAAGUAGAGUCUCAAGUCAGCAGCAGCGGCAGCCGCCAUCCCACACACUUCACACUCACCGCACAAAAGUUGUCCUAUUCUUUCUUUGAUUUUAUUUAAUUCUAUUUCCUUUAAAUGGACUUAAAUAAAUUGUAGAGCUUAAAGUGAAGCACACUGAAAUAAAAGUCGAAUCAAAAUUUGGCCUCUUAAUCAUCCAACAAAAUCAUAAUCACACACUUUAGCGAUUUAUUUGCGUGCAAUUAUCCAAUGAUAUCGAAUUUGUGGCGGCGUCUUACGCUGCGUGUAGAACAAAACUUAACAGCUGCAUAUUUUAGAGGUCAAAAACUAAGGAAAAUUGGAAUCAGAGGAAUGCAUAGUUCAAUUGAGGAAGUUAAAAUGAGCGAUAUGCACGUUAAGAUCCUGCCAGCCUUACAGGACAACUUCAUGUAUCUGAUCAUCGAUACAGCAACUAGGGAAGCCGCAAUUGUUGACCCAGUUGAUCCUGAUUGUGUCAUUAAGGCGGUGGAAGAUGAAGCAGUGAAGUUGACCAAAGUUCUCACCACCCAUCAUCACUGGGAUCACGCUGGGGGAAACGAGAAAUUGGUAAAGCAAUUUCCAAGUCCUUUAGUUGUGUAUGGCGGUGACGACCGCAUUGGGGCAUUGACCGAUAAAGUCGGCCAGGACUAUACUUUCCAAAUAGGAAAACUGAGUGUGCGUUGCUUGUUCACUCCAUGCCACACCGUCGGGCAUAUCUGCUACUAUGUCGAAUCGCCAGCCGGGGAGAAAGCUGUCUUCACUGGAGACACACUCUUCCAAGCCGGAUGUGGAAGAUUUUUCGAAGGAACCGCUGAGGAAAUGUACUCAGCGUUGAUUGAAAAACUAUCAUCUCUAUCCGAUGAAACGCAGGUCUUCUGUGGCCAUGAGUACUCCCUUCAGAACCUCUCAUACGCUAGGCAUGUUGAGCCAUUGAAUGAGAAUGUCCUCAAGCGGAUUGAAUGGUGCAAACUGAAGCGUGCCGAAUCGAGUCCAACUGUUCCAUCGACAAUUGGUCAGGAGAAAUUAUGGAAUCCAUUUAUGAGAGUUCACAAGGAGUCGGUUCAGAAGCAUGCUGGCGAAAAGGAACCAAUUCCGACAAUGCGAAGUCUGCGCAAGGAGAAGGAUUCGUUUAAGGGUUAAAUGGAAUUCGAAUGAAGGGAUGGAUUGGGUUGGGGGUUUGGGUAAUUUCUAGAAGGAAGAAUUUCUUAGAAGUAAAACGCACAAAUUGAUUUGAUUUUUGUUUUCUUUUUCUAUCGCUAUAUCUAAUAAAAUUGGAAUCUUAUUGUUUUCUUUUGUUGUAAAUAAAAAUGUUUAAACAAAAUA
Molecule: messenger RNA, 1485 nt
Organism: Eupeodes corollae
Lineage: Eukaryota; Metazoa; Arthropoda; Insecta; Diptera; Syrphidae
Gene: tzn
Product: hydroxyacylglutathione hydrolase, mitochondrial
Exons: 3
Coding region: 394-1302 (302 amino acids)
Molecular function (GO): hydroxyacylglutathione hydrolase activity
Source: RefSeq, a predicted model, not a curated record